Solanum pennellii is the source of this 9152-nucleotide messenger RNA. RefSeq lists its product as uncharacterized. Lineage: Eukaryota; Viridiplantae; Streptophyta; Magnoliopsida; Solanales; Solanaceae. The record is from RefSeq and is a predicted model, not a curated record. The transcript has 2 exons. The coding region runs from base 167 to 1240 and encodes 357 amino acids. Gene Ontology annotation, cellular component: nucleus.
CCAAACAAAACUUGAAGAAUGAUCUAAAUGAUAAUUCAUAAUUUAGUUGAUGUGAGAUGGUGAAAAGCGAAACCCUAGCAAUAGGAAGAACGAAAAUGAAUAGGUGAUAGAAAUUAGAAAGCGGCGGAGUCCGGUUGAGAUAUUAUCAAUCAUACCUUGUUCUGCUAUGGAAUCUUUGUGUGCAAACUAUGCUUCUUCAGAUGAAGAGGAACAAGUAACGCUUCCUCCCCAAAAAUCAACUUCUUCUUUCCUAUCACUUCCCCCACCAAAAUCCCAUGAUCAACAACUGCGCCCACCUAAUGUUGGAAUUACCACAUCUUCUUCUUCUUCCCUUUUCUCUGUCCUUCCACCUCCAAAGACCACCAUGGAAGAUCCUCCACUCCUCCUCAAUUCCUCAGAUCCUAAACCCAAAAGGGUUGUUCAAUUUAAGCCUCCUGUCAACCCUUUUUCUCUCAAGUCUUAUAGUCUGGAUGAAGAUGAUGAAGAUGAAGAUGAAAAGGAAAAACAAAGAAAAAGGUCUCGGUCUUUUGCUCAAACAUCUUCAGUUAAAUCAUUUUUGUCCACAAUUCCUGCUCCAAAGAACUCUAACACUUUGGGUGUUUUGGGUUCCGGCUCCGGAAGAAGAUCCACCAUCCAAGCAGAUGUCCCUGUUCCUGAUCCGGUUAGUUCGAAUGAAGUUCUAGUUAAUUCCAAUACAGAGUACAGUGAGAGCCAGCAGAUUGCUGGGUCGUUUCAGAGUGUAAUGGGAGGUUUUGAUGGUCCCUCACAACAUAAUGCUGAUUGGAAUGCACAGGGUUAUGUAAACCAAGAAGUGUAUGCUAGAUAUGAUAAUGAUGGGGCUAGUGAACAUUCUCCUGCGGCUCCACCAAAUGUGAAUUAUGUUGAGUAUGACAGUAAUUAUGACGCUUACACUGGUUACGAACAGUAUGGUCAUAAUUGGACUGAUGGGUCUAGUGCAACAGAAGCAUCAACAAUUACUGAUACGGCUGAAGUUGUAUUUAGAUUGCCUGGGAAGAGAGGCAGGAGUGAUGCUCCACAGAAUAUUGUUGAGGUGAACCAGGAUGAGUUGAUGAAGAAUCGGCCAAGGGAAGACCAAAGCAGGCUCACUGGGAUUGCCUUUGGGCCAUCUUACCAGGGUCGGGCAACACCUCAGGUGACGCUUCUGCUUUCUUGUGGGACAUGGCUUUCCCCGCCUUUCAUUUUGAUUUCCUCUUUUGUAUGUGCUGCACUAGUUUCCUGAUUUUCUCUUGCUGCAUUGAUAUUAAAAUGUAAGUAUUUUUUCAUUUUUCCGCUUCUCUUCACUUAUUGAUUUGCAAUUUUUGAUAAUUGGUUAAUUGUAUUCUUCAACAUUAAUGUUCAAAACUGUUUUUGUUUUGAGUCGAGGGUCUAUCGGAGAACAACCUCUCUACCUCACCUCUGAGCUAGAGGUAACUGUACACUAUCUUCUCCAGACCCCACUCCGUGGGAGUACACUAAGUAUGUUCUUGUAUUCUUCAGCAUUAAGCAGAUGCUGGCCACCUUCAAAAAGGGAUUACAACCAUAACCAAAACAGACUUACAAACACCCUAUUAAAUCUGUAGUUUGAUCCGCAUCCUCUGUACUAAGUUGUUUACACCAAAAAUGUAAAGCUACUAAACAAUUCCAUUUUACUUUGUGAAUGGAAUUGGAGAUAUCUUCCAAACAUCUGCCAUUUCUUUCUUUCCACACAAACCAGCAUAUGUAUGAAUGUAGUAAUUUCCACCAUCUCUUCUGAGUUUUGGUACCCUUUUUUUAGUCCAACAGUUCAGUAGAUCAGAGGUGUGUUCCAGCGUAGUCCAACGAGUUGGUGAUGUUGAUGAACAACUCCCAGAGUUCAAUAGUGAACUUGUAGUGUAGGAUCAAGUGCUUAUUUGUUUCCCCUGUUGAAUUGCAAAGAAAGCACCUGGCAGUAGUUGCACUCCUUUUCUCUAGAGUAUUUAUUGAGUUAAGCAAGCUCUUCUCAUAACACCAAGUGAAGCAAUUCACUUUUGUUGGAGUCAGACCCUUCCAUAUGCUAUUCCAAAUGUAUAGAAAACACCACCACCACUCUCCUAUAUGCAUUAUUAUCAGUAAUAUUCCCAUCUUUAGUAUGUCUCCAGAUGGUCCUAUUUGGUGCAUCUGUUAUGAUGUGGUAGCCUCCUAGCAUCUCCAACAAUGAGGCCACACUUCCCACUUCCCAAUCAUUUAGUAAUCUCCUGAAGGAGAGGUCUCAAUCCUGUUUUGUCCAACAUUCACCUACUCGGGAAUCAGGAUUGUUGCAGAUUGAGAAAAGAUAUGGUUAAACCUCACAUAGAGGGAUCAAUCCAACCUUCUCUCCAAUAUUUAUUCUUGUUGUCAUUACCUACUUUGAGUAUCAGGUUUUCCUCCAUUGAAGUCCAUAGGGAUCUCUUUAUCAAAAAAAGUCCAUAGGGAUCUGAUUAUUCUCCAUACCCCUAGCCCAUAAGAUUUUCUAGACAAUCUCUGAGCACCAAAGAUUGAGCUCACCAUAUUUGGCCAUAAUAGCUUCCUUCCAUAGAGCUCUUUCCUCAUUAAUGUAUCUCCACAACAACUUCAUUAGUGAACUUCUGUUCUGUACUUUCAAAUUCUUGUACCCAGACCUCCUUUUUCUUUGCUGAGCAUCACUGUAUCCCGCUUCCCGGAAAAGCACCCUUUGUUUUCUUUGCCUCCUUUCCAUUGGAAAUUCUUGUUAAGUUUGUCAAAUGAUCCCAUCCCAUAACUCCAAAGCUUUGGGUUUGCUCCCUGGAGGCAUUCCCAAGUAGGUUGUAGGGAAUUCUUCUAUUCUGCACUCAAUGAUAAAUACUUGCCAAUCCCUGAAUCUAUGGCACAUCCUUGACAGGUAUUAAGCUACUUUUGCUAAACCUUAACCCAGCUACUGCUUCAAAGAGGACCAGUAUCAGUCUGAUGGAGGACACCAGUUCUGCUUCCGGUUAAAUAAGAUGAUGGUAUCAUCUGCACACAGCAGAUAACUAAUCUCUUUUGUACGUACUGAUCUGUCUCCCAUCUGAAAACCCCUUAUCCAUAUGUUUUUUUUUUGAACAUUAAAGUUGUAUUCUUUAGCAUUAAGGACAUGCUGGCCACCUUCAAAAAAUUUACAGCCCUAACCAAAAUUACAAGCUCCCUAUUAAUUCUAUAAUUUGACCUACAUCUUUAUACAUCGUUGUUUACACCAAAAAAGUAAAGAUGCCAAACAAUUCCACUUUACUUUGUGAAUGAAAUUAGAUCUAUCUUCAAAACAUCUCUCAUUCCUUUCCUUCCACAUCGACCACCAUAUGCAUGAUGGUAUUAGCCUCCACCACUUCUUUUGAGUCUUGCUACCCCCCUUUCUGAUCCAAAAUUUAAAAAGAUCAGAGGUGCAAUCUGGCAUAGUCCAGCUACAACAUGUGAUGUUGAGGAACAUCACCCAGAUCCGUGUAGUGAAUUUGCAAUGUAAAAAUAGGUGUCUGUUUGUUUCUCCAGUCAAAUUGCAUAGAAAACACCUAGGGACUAGUUGCUUUCCUUUCUUCUGCAGCACUUCUUGAAUUAAGCAGGCCCUUUUGAUGACUAACCAAGUGAAGCAUUUCACUUUGGUGGGGAUCAGUCCUCUCCAAAUACUCUUCCAAUGAUGAUAGUAGCCUCUAACUCCAACUUGUAUGCCUUUCUUGUAAGCACUGUUUACUGUGAAUUUGCCAUCCUUGUUGUGCUUCCAAAUAACUCUAUCUGGUGCAUUUGUUACUAGAUUGGUGCCCCCCAAUUUUUUCCAGGAAAGAAGCCAGUCUAUCUACUUCCCAAUCAUUCAAUAGCCUUCUGAAAGAUAGGUCCCAACCUUGAGUUGUCCAGCAUUCACAUAAUCUAGCUUCAGGGUUGUUGCAGAUUGAGAAAAGAUCUGGGAAAGACUCACUUAGAGGAACUUGAUCAAUCCAUCCAUCUCUCCAAAACUUAAUCUUGUUGCCAUUUCCAACUUUGAGCAACACAUUUUCUUCCAUAGAGUUCCAUAAAGCUCUGGUUGUCCUCCAUACUCCCCAUCCAUAGGGUUCUGACACUAUCUUUGUAGACCAUGGGUUCAAUUCGCCAUACUUUGUCACUAUCACCUCCUUCCACAGGGUUCCUUCCUCACUAGUAUAUCUCCACAACCACUUCAUCAAAAGGCUCUUGUUUUGGAUUCUCAAAUUUCUAAUACCCAGUCCCCCUCUUUCUUUGCUUAGCAUCACAGUGUUCCAUUUCACUAAAUAGUAACCCUUGCUUUCUCCCUCUUUACCUUUUUGUCAGAGGAAGUUUUUUCUCAGUCUAUCCAACUUUUUGAUAAUUAUUGGAGGAACUGAAAUAACGACAUAACAUAAGUAGGCAGUGAAUCUAAAAUAGAGUUAAUCAAGAUCACUCUACCCCCCAACGAUAGAAAUUGAGCCUUACAUCUUGAUAAUUUUUUUUUCUGCUUUUUCCAGAAUUCCAUUCCAUAUCGCAAAAGCUUUAUGUUUGCUCCCUAGUGGCAUUCCCAAGUAUGUUGUCGGCAACUUCUCUACUUUACACCCUAGAAUGCUUGCAAAUCCUUGAAUCUGAGGCACCUCGUUGACUGCAAUCAAGCUGCUUUUCCCCAAUUGACCCUUAGCCCUGAUACUGCUUCAAAUAAGAUUAGAAUCAAUCUGAUGUAGUUCAGUUGUUUAGCAGUUGUUUGGCUUCUGGCUCACAGAGGAUGAUAGUAUCAUCUGCAUAUAGCAAAUGGCUGAUCUCCUUUCUAUUCCUUGUUCUGUCUCCUAUUUGGAAACCCUUGAUCCACCUGUUCUGUGUAGCUAUUCUCAAUCAUACUGUCAAAACUUUCCAUUGCUAGAAUAAAGAGAAAAGCUGACAGUGGAUCACCUUGUUGCAACCCCCUUUCUCAUGCAAAGAAGCCAACAGGUUCACCAUUCACUAGUAUUGAGAACCUGACUGUUUUAAUGCACACUUCUAUCCAUUUUAGCCACUUACUACCAAAACUCAUUUGUCUCAAAACAUUCAGUAAAAAUGCCCAAUUUACAUGAUCAUAUGCUUUCUGGAUGACCGCAACUCCAUGUUUCAUUCUUGAAUCUAUGCACUUGCUAGCUAUCAAUGCAACAUCCAUGAUCUGUCUCCCUUUUAUGAAAGCCAUCUGAUUAUUAUUGACCAAUUUGCUAACCACCCUCUUGAGUCUUUCUGCCAGUAAUUUAGCCAUGAUUUUGUAAACCCCUCCUAUCAGACUGAUUGGCCUAUAAUCUUUUAGUUCUGAAGCUUCAACCUUUUUAGGAAUUAGAGCAAUGGAUAUUGCAUUGGAACUUUUCUCAAAAUUCUGAUUGGAGUGGAACUGUGAAAGAGUGUUAAUUAUGUCCUCCUUCAAAACGUCCCAAAAAAGUCUCAAAGAAAAUCAUUGGGAAGCCAUCUGGUCCAAGUGCCUUCUCCUUAGCACACAUCCUAAUACUUUCUAGGAUUUCUUCUUCCUCGAAAGGUCUUUGCAACCGUACUUGUUCCUCUCCAUUUAUCAUAUAAACAUCUUGAAUGUUCAGAUCAGGCCUCCAGUGUUCAGCUUCCUUGUAUAAAUAUAUGUAGAAAUUUUGGACAGCCUCCUUGAUCAUAGCUGGAUCUUUCACAAUGUUACCUUCUACAUCAAGUUGUUCCAUAGUAUUGAACCUCUUAUUAGAGGUGGCGAUUCUGUGGAAAAACUUUGUAUUCUUGUCUCCAUGUUUCAACCAUUGUACCUUGAAUCUUUGUUUCCAUGUUAUCUCCUCUUUCUUGACUCUGUGUUCUUGUAUUAUCUCCCGAUUUGAUAUCUACCUUAAAAUGUCUUCUAAUCUAUGCUUCCAGUUACCUUUGUUUUCUUUGCUCCAUUCUUUCAUCUUUACCUUUAACAGUUUCAUUUUCUCAGCUAAUAUAUAUCCUGCUCUCUCCUCAAUGUUGAAAGAAUCCCACCAUUCCUUUACUUUGUCUUUGAAUCCCUCUACCUCCAACUACCAAGAUUCAAAUUUAAAAUAAGAUUUUUUCCAUUCCCAACCACCACAUGUUAGCAUAAUAGGAUUAUGAUUAGAUGUUAACUUUGGUAGGACGUUUUGUUUGAUGUGAAUGAAGCUUUCCCCCUAUUGUGCACAAUGAAGAAAUAUAUCAAUUCUUCAAGCACUCAUUUGAUUGCCCCCUCUUCUCCAAGUAUAAGAUCCUCCAAAUAAAGGAGGAUCAAUCAACUCCCAACUCCUGAAUACAAGAGGAAAAUUCUGUCAUAGCACCAGUAAGUCUGCGGCAGUUUGUUCUCUCUGAUGGGUGUGUAGUAACAUUAAAAUCUCUGCAAACUAUCCAUGGUCCUACAAUCCUUACUAUGAUGGCUUCCAAUUCCUCCACAAUACCUUUCUGAUCUCUCUACUACAAUCAACAUAUGCUGCAGUUAUGUGCCAACUGAAUUCUUCACGUACCCCUGUGAAUUUCCUAGUUAAGCUUUGCCUGCCAAUCUCCACCAGUUCCCUCUUUCAUACCCUUUUAUCCCACAAAAUUGCAAUCCCCCCACUGCUCCUCAUUGCCUCCUUAUGAACUUCUCCCAUCCAUCUAUUUUCCCAUAUCUUCGGUAUUAGUCCAUCAAUAUUACCCUCCAGCUUUGUCUCAACUAAUACAUAAAUAUCUGCCUCCCACUAAUGUAUUAGUUUCCUAACAGUGUCCUUUUUAUCCCUCCCAUUCAGCCCCCUCACAUUCCAUGAGAUUAUUUUCACUCUCACUGAUUGGUUAGAGCUAAAAGCCUUCCACUAGAUCUUGGUUCCCCGUCUUUGAAAUUCAUAUCAAAGAACAAAUUUCUCACCUCUUUUGGGACAUCAUUGUUAGAUUUUAUUGUCUUCAUCUUCUCCCCUUUUCCAGUCUCCUUUUCCCUCCUUUGGUCUUGCUUAGCUAACAUAGUAUACGCUUCCUUUUUGCAUCCUUUAAAAUUGACACCAAAUUAUUGACCUAAUUUUAUCAUGUUGUCUUGGAUUCAUUCCGUGGCAUGUGCAGCCAAGUCUUCCUCAUGUGUGCUAUUGUCAACCUAUAAAGGUUCUGGCUCUGUAUACAUAACCAAGAGUGAAUUUGAAAAAUCUAUCUCUCCUUCUCCAUUAAUUUGAGUUGGAUUGUUCUCCCUUAUUGAUCCCUCUUCCUCCUGAAUUUUCGCAUGUGGUUGUAGUUGAUUGUCCUGCUCUUUCUCCCUUUUUUCCAUUGUUGUUACUCCUGUCGCAUCCAUUCUCCCUCAUCUUCGAAUUUUACGAAGUUAGAACAACGACAUAUUUCUGAAUUUGACAUACUAAUGAGCUCGACCAAAGGCUCUGUGAAGAGCUUUUGUUCUUGUUCUGGGCCCAAUUCUUUUGGAUCUAUUUUAUCCUUCAGUUCAUUUGAUUUAAAGGGAAUGGGCUUUUCACCAUCUGGCCCACCACUUAAAUGAAAGGGUCUUUUCUCUUUCUUCCCUAACUCCUUUUUCCAGCUGUCCACCACUACUACUACUGGGACCCCCAACCCAAUUCAAUCUCUCUUGAAAAGGUCCCAACCGUGGACACAUGCCUUGUGCCAGUAAAGGACACUCCUUUUUUGUAUACAUUGAUAUCUGUAAUGUAUCUCUCUGCAUCCUCUCUUCCUUUUUGGUGAAUUACCUCUGCAUCUCUAGAUAUACUAGGAUUUGACCUCUCUACUUGGCUACUAAUUUCAACAGUCAUUUUCUCCCGUAUUUUUUUCCAGUAGGUUGCUGGUUCUUCACACCAUACCGGCAUUGAGAAAACUAGGUUUUCGUCCUCGACUUCAAUGGAUGUUGGGAUUUUUUCUCUAGGCCCUUUAACUCGGAUUCUGGCCCACCGUAAGUGGUUUUUGAGCUCCGUUUCUUCUUCAUUCUUCGCCUCCACAUUUGUCUCCUAUCUUUCUCAUUGUUUCAGAGUUCCAAUGAUGCAGAGGAAGUCCCAAGACCCUGAUCCAAUACCAAUCGAAUUUUGUUGUAUCAGGAAAAACUCCCUUUGUUGGAUGCCACCAGUCCAGUUUGAGAAUUCGGUUGUCUCUUCCAUUCUCCCAUCAUAAUAUGUUAUGUUGCACUUCUUGACUGAACCUCAAAAAGGAAAUUGAACCCAUUCAUGUCAUACACCUGGAUGUUUGGUACUCCUUUCCAGGUUUGAACUGCCGAUUUUCUAACAUCGUUGCGUGUUGGGGCCUCUUCUCCUCCAAUGAAUCUCCCAACCAAACAUCUUCGCAGCAGAGCAUUAUCCUCCUGACCGACAAAUUUUUCCACGUUCAUGGGUUCGUUUCUAACUUCAAUCCUUCGCUGCUCCCAUUUAAGCUUUGUAAUUAGCCACCCCCCACCCCCACCACACACACACACACAACAAUAGCGUUCCACCUUGUAUCCCCUUCUGUAAUAGAAGUGCCAUGUGUAUUUGACACUUUAUUAAUAAAAUCUUCAAUUUUGUGGAUCAGUCUCCCCCACCCCUCAUUAAAUUGAUUCUCUGGAAGAAUGAUGACUGUUCUGUUCUGGCCCUUAACAGCUAUUAUUGAGAUGUAGCGACCAUAUUUGUUGAACUUUUGAGUGCAGUAAAUGUAGGUUGGCAUAUCUCUGCAUCUCCGUGGUUUAAAGAUUUUCCCCUCAUUGCCCGAGGCUUCUUGCAUCCUUUUGCACAGCCAUAAAAGAACUCCCCUGCUAAUUGACAUCCUCCUCAAUGGGGGUCUCGAUCUCUCUACCCAAUCAAAACAGGUAUUUGUGUCUGAGAAGGAAGCUGUGAUAUCAAAAAACUUUACCCCUGUUCUGAAAAAAAGUCAGCAAUCCAUUUCUGGAAGAAAAGGAAGAGAUUAGUAGAAGUGUUUAGAAGGAAAAGUGGAGUCUCCCCGAUGGUAGAAGACCACCGGAAAGGAAUUCAAAAGCCCAGAAGGGACUUCUGAAAGUUUGCCUAGGGAGAUGUGCCUGAGAGCUGCUUUCUCAACUAGGGUCUUUUGAAGCACUUGGGAUCCUAUCAUGUGUUGCUACUUUCAUCAAGCUGUCAGCCUUCCAUAUCCAGUAUAAACAGGAAAGGAGACAGUGGAUCUCCUUGCCUCAAUCCCUUUUCUUAUGUCAAACCCCCCACUGGUUCUCGAUUUACAAGAACAGAGAACCUGACAGUUUUAUAUAGAAUACAAUCAAUUUCAACCAGUGGGAAUUUGAGCAUAAUUUAUUAUGGAAUUUUUUACCAUCCUCA